Ornithodoros turicata is the source of this 3093-nucleotide messenger RNA. RefSeq lists its product as uncharacterized. Lineage: Eukaryota; Metazoa; Arthropoda; Arachnida; Ixodida; Argasidae. Bases 1 to 3093 code for a protein of 1030 amino acids. The transcript has a single exon. Gene Ontology annotation, molecular function: zinc ion binding; nucleic acid binding. The record is from RefSeq and is a predicted model, not a curated record.
AUGGCGACUCAACCCAGUUUGUCGGGCGACGACAACUCUCGCAGAUUCCGCAGUCCAGGAAUAUUUGACCCGGCCAAGGAAGAUUGGAACAUGUAUCAAGUAAGGUUUGAGGCUGCACUUCGGGUGGCUAGAGUCACCGAAGAGGAAGACAAAACCAAUUUGCUCAUAACGUCGCUCACCCCUGAAGUAUUCAAACAUUUAUACAACCUUGUUCAGCCACGGGACAUUCUGUCCGUUGCAUAUUCUGAACUCACAAGGAAGCUUGCCGAGCAUUACACCCCAAAGAAGUUUAAAGAAUUUGAGAGGUGGAAACUUUUUUCAACCCGUCAAAACGAGUCGGAGUCGGUCAAAGACUUUUUGGAACGCCUUUCCGCCAUCAUCCCUCAUUGUGAAUAUGAAGCAGAAACCGAUGUGAGAGCAUGUUCUUUAUUAACUGCCUUCAUUGUGGGACUUCAUGAUCCACGAAUUCGCGCCCGUUUAGUCCUAGAGAAGGCUCUCACGCUUGAAGCUGCUACCAACUUGGCUGACAAAACGUUGACCGCAGAAGCCGAGUCUCGCCAACUUCAUGCCGAGCAGACCGUGCAUAAGUUAGAAAAAAGAAGCGAUCAUGCAAGAUGUUUUCGCUGCGGCAAUAGUAAUCAUGACUCGGACACAUGUCGAUUCAAAGAUGAAGACUGCCAUAACUGCGGCAAAACUGGCCAUAUCGCUAAGAUGUGCCGUACCAAUCGUCCUUCGAAAGGGAAGAAGAGCUAUCGGAACGUGGAGUAUGUUUCGGAUGUUUUCUUCGCGGGUACCGGUGAAGACAAGUUUGUGACUUGCCAGAUAGGGUCGCACGAUGUGCUGCUACAAGUGGACACCGGAUCGCAGGCCACUCUUCUCAAUACUUCUACCUAUGUUAGGUUAGGUAAACCCAAGCUGAAACAACCACGGUUCCGUCUUCGGUCUUUCAGCAAAGACGAUAUACCCCUUCGUGGCCAGACGGAAGUGGAAGUAUCUUAUGGUGGACGGAAGAGGAAGUUAGAAGUGUUCUUUACUAACAUGGAGCACACUAACCUACUGGGUAGAGAUUGGAUUCGUCACCUGGGACUGGAUCUUAAUGAGUUGUUCGUCGGAAGUGUUGUCAGGCCUGGAAGUUCACUCGAAAAGGUCUUGUCCAAGUUUCCCGACCUGUUCCAAUCCCGUCUGGGGAGGUGCACAAAGGCGAAGGUGCAUCUACAUUUCAAGGAGGCUGCUCAACCAAAGUUUUUUAAACCGCGUCCGAUUCCAUUUGCUACGAGGCAAGCAGUCGAAGCAGACAUCGAGAGACAAGUUAAGAACGGAGUGCUAACGCCGGUCGACGUUUCGGAGUGGGCUACCCCCAUCGUCGUCGUUCCUAAGCCGAAUGGGGCUGUUCGGGUUUGCGGGGAUUUCAGUGUGACGGUGAACCCGCAGUUGGCUGUAUCGCAGUACCCACUCCCUAGGCCUGAAGAGCUGUUAGCCGUACUCAAUGGCGGACAGCGGUUUUCCAAGUUAGACUUGUCGGAGGCUUAUCUCCAGAUGGAGCUCGACGACGAAGCACAGAAGGUUCUUGUCAUCAAUACGCACAAAGGACUCUUCCGAUUUACGCGAAUGCCCUUUGGAAUCGCCUCAGCACCGGCAGUUUUUCAACGAAUCAUGGAGCAGGUCAUCGCAGGCAUACCGUCGGUUGCCUGCUACUUAGAUGACAUCAUCGUCACAGGCAAAUCCGAUGAUGAGCAUUUGGACAAUCUCCAGCAGGUCUUUAGCCGACUACGCGAGUUUGGGUUUACACUGAAGCGCGAGAAAUGUGCUUUUUUUCGGGCCGAAGUGGAGUACUUGGGGCAUGUAGUCAACGCACAGGGUUUCCGGCCAUCGCCCAAGAAGGUGUCCGCAGUGCUCAAUAUGCCAGCACCCACGAACGUCUCCGAGCUGCGGUCAUUCCUUGGUAUGGUACAACAUUACGGAAAAUACCUAAAAUCGCUUGCUGAUGUCGUUGCGCCCCUCAAUGACCUCCUGAAGAAAGCCGUACCGUGGGAAUGGUCUUCGGGUUGUGUGGAGGCUUUUGAAAAGGUCAAGAUGAUGCUGGUAUCUGUGGACGCGCUUACGCAUUUCGAUCCUGCAAAACCCAUUUUCUUGGCCGCAGAUGCUUCUUCUAGAGGUCUUGGAGCUGUUAUCUAUCACAAGGUCGAUGGCAAAGACAUGGCAAUAGCACACGCUUCGAAGACAUUGACUGCCCCGGAGAAGAACUACUCACAGAUAGAGAGGGAGGCCUUAGCCAUCAUUUUUGGCGUCAGGAAGUUUCAUCAGUAUCUCUGGGGCCGGAGGUUUGUUCUGUACACGGACCAUAAGCCCCUGACCACGAUCUUUGGUCCCAAGAAAGGAAUUCCUGCGACAACCGCCAGUCGCUUGCAACGAUGGGCUUUGAUCUUAAUGAACUACAUCUUUGACAUUCAAUAUACGCCAACUGCGAAAUUUGGAAACGCCGACGGCCUCUCUCGUCUGCCUGAGGGUCCAGAUGGAGACUUUGACCGAGAGAUGGAACGGGGCAUCUUCGACGUCUUCCUGACAGAGGUAAACGUAGUGUUGGACCAUCAGGUCUCUACCUUACCCAUUUCCGUCGAGGAUAUUGCUGUGGCCACGUCACAGGACCCGGACCUGGCCAGGGUGGCUGCAUUCGUUUCCGGUGGUUGGCCGACGCACGUCGAUCCCGGUUUGGAAGCGUUCUUUCAACGCCGCACGGAGCUAACGAUCUACAAAGGAUGUCUGCUCUGGGGGAUACGAACGGUGAUACCACCCAAAUUCCGAAGUCCUCUGCUAAGUCUCCUUCAUGAGGGCCAUAUUGGACAAACAAAGAUGAAGAUGUUAGCUCGGUCCUAUUUGUGGUGGCCGGGCCUCGACAGAGAUAUCGAAAGGGAAGUGAGAAGUUGUGAGCCAUGCGCCUCUGUUGCUGCCCACGAGGUACCGGUGCCACUUCACCAAUGGGAACCCGCAGAUAAGCCUUGGGUACGUCUGCAUGCCGAUUUCGCUGAGCUAAAUGGGAAGCACUACAUCCGUAAGAGAUCAUUUUUAGCGGCUACCUAUAAUUUUGUAGCAUAG